CCUCCGCUGCAGCCCCUCACUUACUCCUACCCGUCCCGCCCUUUGCUGCUGCCCCUCAUCCACGCCCACAGCUGCUGCUGCUGCCGGCUUCCGAGCCUGACCGCGGGCGAGUGGCCGGCUCCGCGGGAAUACCACUGCUUCCACAGCCAAGGCGCGCCCCUGGCGGCCGCGCCGCCCUCGUGGGCCUUCCCGCAGACCUACGCCGCGGCCCUGCGCCCGCCUUACCCCACGCCCGGCUACCUGGGGCCAUUCCUACAGGGGUGCGCGGCGGAGGGGAUGGCGGCCGCCCAGCGCAACGCGCCGUGGCCGGAAGGCAGUAGCUUGCAGCUCGAGCUGCGAUGGGGCCGCAUGGAGCGUGCUCUGGGCCCGCGCCUCCAGCUACCCGACGUGGUGCGGCGGGAGCUGCGGCGGAUGUACGGCACGUACCCGCGCACCGACGUGCGCGUCACCUACCGCGGCGGCCAGUUCCUGCUUCAGGCCGCGCCGCGCGUCCCCGAGCCUGAGAACCGUGUGCAGAGGCGCGUGCUUCGGCCGUCCGCCAGCAGCGGCAGCGAAGACAGCAGCCCGGCCGCUGAAGCGGCGGAGCGUAGCCGUCGGAGGAAGAGAAAAGGCCAGAGCUGAGGACGCUGAAGGGUCCGGUGGCCGGCCGGGUGAGCACGCGUGCGGCUCUCCUCCCCUGCGCGCCGCUGCCCACCCGCGACGAGGGAGACCUCCGCGGUGCGCGGGAGCUGGGUGCAUCUGUCACUCGCCUUUUUUUUUUUUUUUUUUUUAACCAAAACUGCACGCCUCCCACCUGCUGCAUUUCCCUGAUUUCUCUCAUUUUAUUGCUGGAUGGCGGGGGGAGGGCGAGAAGAUUAUCAAGGACAUCUCUUCUUGUUUCUCUUCCCUUCCGCUUGGGCUUGGGAAGCCUGGGUUUGGGGUGGAAGAAGGGCCUGGACCCUUUGUUUCGUCUCUCCCUCCUCCCCAUCUUAGAAGCCUGCCCUGCACCAAGCCCCCACUUCCCCUUUUUCCUCUCCUCCCUCUACCAAAGCUCCCAGAACUGCCCAAGUUCCUUCCCAAGCUGAGGGCCCACCCAUCCGCAGAUUGUAGUGAAAAGUAAAUAAAUGAGUGAAGUCAAGUGUA
This is a messenger RNA of Lynx canadensis (Canada lynx), 1122 nucleotides long. RefSeq names its product chromosome D2 C10orf95 homolog (gene CD2H10orf95). Lineage: Eukaryota; Metazoa; Chordata; Mammalia; Carnivora; Felidae. The transcript has a single exon. The annotation marks the transcript as partial. The record is from RefSeq and is a predicted model, not a curated record.